GAGUUCUCUCCAUCAUCUUUUCUACAGUACUUUACGUACGCCCAAUGUAGACCACUUUUGACAUAUCUCUUUGUUCUAAUUUCUACAUCCUCGCUGUUGAAAUAUGCCUACUGAUUUCGUUCACUUGUCACUACAAGUCUACUACACUUACAAAGCAAAUAGAAAAACCUGGCAAGCCACAAUACCUCAUGGCAAUGGAUAAUUUUCAUAGAAAGCUAUUGUUCCUGAAGAGUAAUGGCAUGUCGAUGUUUAUAUCUAAAUUUAUACUAUUGAAUAAUGGAGGCGAUAAUGUUCUGCUAAACCCAAUUGUCCUGCGUUUCUUUACUGGUUCUUUGCACUUGGUUUUGCUGCUUGUUCUGUUCAUAUUAUGGAUUUUCAAGAAAAUCACGAAGAGGCAAAACCAGAGUGUUAGGCGAACCAGGCUCUUGUAUUCCAAACCAACCCUGUUUUGCUGUAUCGGUUUUUCAUUGUUUAAUUUUGUUUUGUGUCUAUUGAACCACUUUUAUCCGUAUUCACAUGGUUGGUCUGAUGAAAAGAUUCUAAAUUUACUAGAUUUGGGAGCAAAGACACUAGCUUGGUUAGGUCUUUCUGUUUUCUUGCACUCACAGUUCUUUAAUUCAGGUGAAACUAAGUAUCCAAUUGUUUUAAGGCUCUGGUGGGGGAUUUUCUUAGUUAUUUCUUGUUAUUGCCUAGCAAUAGACUUUGUUUAUUACCAGAAGCACCAAAAUUUAUCAACUCUAUAUUGGGUGUCUGAUAUUGUUUCCACUGUUAUGGGUUUAUUCUUCUGUUGUGCGGAAACUUUGUGUAAGAAAGUCAACGAAGAUAACCUUCUUCAGGAACCCCUUUUAAACGGUAGUGUUACUAGUGGUAGAGAGUCUGAGAUACCUUCCACUGGGGAUGAAAUUGUUACCCCUUAUGCAAAUGCUAGUAUUUUUAGUAUCCUUACUUUCUCUUGGAUGAGCCCUUUGAUUUCUGCUGGUAAUAAGAAAGUAUUGAAUCUUGAGGAUGUCCCUCAACUUGCCAGUUUUGAUAGCGUUAGAGGCGCAUUUCUGAUUCUAUACAAUAAGUUAGAGUCUGAUACUGGGAGAAAUAAUAGAGUGACUGCACUCAUUCUGGCAAAGGGACUGAUAUUCACAAUUCGGAAGGAAAUUGCACUCUCAGCUGUCUACGUGCUUGUGAAUACAUUGGCUUCUUAUGUUGGUCCAUACCUUAUUGACACACUUGUUCAAUACCUAACUGGACAUCAAGAUUUCCAAAAUGAAGGCUGUUUGUUAGUUUCCGCAUUCUUCAUCUCAAAGCUCGUUGAAUGCUUGACCCAAAGACACUGGUAUUUUAAGGUGCAGCAAGCUGGAUUUAGGGCCAGGGGAGCAUUGAUUGCUAAAAUAUACAAUAAGAGCUUGACACUUUCGAGCCAAUCAAAACAGGGACACUCCACGGGGGAGAUCAUUAAUUUUAUGUCAGUUGAUGCUGAGAGGAUUGGUGACUUCGAAUGGUAUAUACAUGAACCAUGGAUAGUACUCGUGCAGAUUGGUUUGGCCCUAGUUAUCUUAUAUAAAAAUCUUGGGCUUGCUUCUCUUGCUACACUUGUUGCCACAGUUUUGGUGAUGUUAGCAAAUGUACCCUUGGGGAGUGUAGAGGAGAAAUUUCAGAAUAAGUUAAUGGAAUCUAAAGACAGAAGGAUGAAGGCUACAUCUGAAGUCUUGAAGAACAUGAGGAUCCUUAAGCUUCAGGCUUGGGAGAUGAAGUUUUUGUCCAAAAUUCUUGAGCUUAGGGAAAACGAGAUUGGAUGGUUGAGAAAAUAUGUGUACACUAAAGCCAUGUCGACACUCGUCUUUUGGAGUGCCCCUACAUUUGUUUCUGUGGUAACUUUUGGUGCUUGUUUGCUAAUGGGAAUUCCCCUCGAAUCAGGGAAGAUACUCUCUGCACUUGCAACCUUUAGAAUCCUUCAAGAGUCUAUUUACAGUCUUCCCGAUACAAUCUCUAUGCUAGUACAGACUAAAGUUUCUCUUGAUCGAAUUGCAUCUUUUCUCUCUCUCGAAGACAUGCAGCCUGGUGUUAUAGAGAAGCUUCCAAUGGGUAGUUCUAACAUAGUUGUUGAGAUAAUAGAUGGGAAUUUUGCUUGGGAUGCAUAUUCUCCUAGUUCAGCUUUAAAAGAUAUUAAUCUCAGAGUAUUUCAUGGCAUGAGAAUUGCCAUUUCUGGUGCCGUUGGUUCAGGCAAGUCAAGCUUACUCUCUUGUAUUCUGGGAGAAAUGCCAAAAAUAUCUGGAAAUGUCAAGCUCUGUGGAUCAAAGGCAUAUGUUGCUCAGUCACCCUGGAUUCAGAGUGGCAAAAUUGAAGAGAACAUACUGUUUGGUAGGAAGAUGGACAGACAAAGGUAUGAUAGGGUCAUUGAAGCAUGUUCCUUAAGGAAAGACUUGGAACUCCUACCAUUUGGUGAUCAAACAGUCAUCGGUGAGAGAGGGAUCAACUUGAGUGGUGGGCAAAAGCAGAGGAUACAGAUUGCACGUGCUCUAUAUCAAGAAGCUGACAUUUAUCUGUUUGACGAUCCAUUUAGUGCCGUUGAUGCACAUACAGGAACCCAUCUGUUCAAUGAAUGUAUAUUGCGGAUUCUGGAUUCUAAAACCGUUAUUUAUGUUACACAUCAAAUGGAGUUUUUACCUGCUGCACAUCUCAUAUUGGUUAUGAAAGAUGGAAGGAUUACACAAGCUGGAAAGUAUCAUGACAUUCUCGAAUCAGGAACUGACUUCAUGCAUCUUAUUGGUGCACAUAAAGAAGCUUUAUCUGCUCUCAGUUUCACUGAGGUGGGGGCAGUGACUAUUGGUGAGGGAAAUAGUUUCUCAGGGAAUGCUAAGAAUGUUUUGCUGAAAAAGGAAAGUCGAGAUGCUCAAAAUGGUGAAGCAGACAAUAUUAUGGGAACAAAGGGACAGCUUGUUGAAGAAGAAGAAAGAGAGAAGGGUGGAGUUGGUUUGUCAGUCUACAAGAAAUACAUCAUGACAGCAUAUGGAGGAGCCCUCGUGCCGUUUAUAUUGUUAGCACAAAUUCUGUUUCAGUUGCUUCAAAUUGGAAGCAAUUACUGGAUGGCUUGGGCAACUCCCAUCUCAAAGGAUGUACCACCUCCAGUGGGAGGCUAUACCCUUAUCAUUGUCUAUGUUGCUUUUGGUAUUGGAUGUUCUUUUUGUACGCUUGCCAGAGCUUUGCUUCUUGUGACGGCUGGCUGUAAGACAGCCAUGAUACUUUUCGAGAAAAUGCAUCAGUGCAUAUUUCGGGCCCCCAUGUCUUUCUUCGACGCCACUCCAAGUGGGAGAAUUCUGAAUAGAAUAUCUACUGACCAAAGUGCAGUGGAUUUAGACAUUCCAUUUCAAGUUGGAACAUUUGCCUUUUCGAUUGUACAGCUUCUGGGAAUCAUUGGAGUAAUGUCACAAGUCGCAUGGCCGGUCUUCAUCAUCUUCAUUCCAGUGAUUGCAAUUAGCGUGUGGUUGCAGCGAUAUUACAUACCUUCAGCACGAGAAAUGUCACGAUUGAUUGGAGUGUGCAAAGCUCCAGUCAUACAGCACUUUGCUGAGACACUCUCAGGAUCGAGCACAAUUAAAGGUUUUGAUCAGGAAUCUAGAUUCUGUGACAUGAGCAUGAAACUGAUAGAUGGAUAUUUGCGGCCAAAAUUCCACAAUGCUGGUGCUAUGGAGUGGCUUUGCUUUCGGUUGGACAUAUUAUCCCUAAUUACUUUUGCUUCUUCAUUGGUUAUCUUAAUCUCUGUUCCAAAGGGAACAAUUGAUCCGAGUAUUGCGGGAUUGGCAGUGACAUAUGGGUUGAAUCUAAACACAUUGCAAGCUUGGUUUGUUUGGAAUCUUUGCCUUAUGGAAAAUAUGAUAAUUUCAGUUGAAAGAAUACUUCAGUACACUUGUAUCCCUACGGAGCCCCCUCUUGUUGUAGAAUCAAAUAGGCCUUCAAGUCAUUGGCCUACACAUGGAGAAGUCAAUAUCCGCGAUCUUCAGGUCCGAUAUGCCCCGCACCUGCCUCUUGUCUUACGAGGACUUUCAUGCACUUUCUUUGGUGGUAAGAAGACUGGAAUAGUAGGGAGGACGGGCAGUGGUAAAUCAACUCUUAUACAGACUCUCUUCCGCAUUGUCGAACCAGCUGGUGGACAAGUAUUGAUUGAUGGUGUCAAUAUCUCAUCAAUUGGACUGCAUGAUUUGAGAUCUAGAUUGAGCAUAAUACCACAGGAUCCAACCAUGUUUGAGGGGACAGUUAGAAGUAACAUGGAUCCCCUAGAAGAGUAUACAGAUGAGCAGAUUUGGGAGGCUCUUGAUAAAUGCCAGCUUGGAGAUGAGGUUCGAGAGAAGGAAGGCAAGCUUGAUUCCACAGUUUCUGAGAAUGGAGAUAACUGGAGUGUCGGCCAAAGGCAGCUCGUUUGUCUUGGACGUGUUCUACUUAAGAAAAGCAAGGUUCUGGUGCUAGAUGAGGCCACAGCAUCAGUAGACACAGCAACUGAUUAUCUGAUUCAACAGACUCUUAGGCAGCACUUCUCUGAUUGCACCGUUAUAACAAUUGCACACAGGAUAACAUCUGUGCUCGACAGUGAUAUUGUUCUAUUACUAGAUCACGGACUUAUUAAGGAAAAUGAUUCUCCAGAAAAGUUGCUCGAGGACAAGUCAUCUUCAUUUUCAAAGCUCGUAGCUGAGUACAGUAGGAGAUCAAGUCCCAGUUAUGGAAAUUCAACAAACAUCUGAGCAUAAGAUCUUCCCCAUGUUCAUUAACCCAAACAACGAGCCUUUCUGUCACCGGUGGUCCUCUAGCACUCAAGUCACAUCGGGGUCUAGAUCCAACCUCGGCCUGAAUAUAGUUGAAAGAAUUCUAACCUUCGAUUGACAUGAUGAUGUCAAAAUCCUGUGAAGGUAACAAUCCUAGAUGCAUAUUCUGGACUUGUUUGAUUGCAAGAGUUUUGUUGCGGAGAAGAUGGGUGAGGGUCAUGCAGUUGACAAAUAAUAUGGCAUUUCCCAAGCUUCUGCACUGUAAUCAUAAUGCAAGAUUCUUGCAAUUUAUACGAACCAGCAGAUGCAACUAAUUAUGUUUUUCUAGUAUGUCAUCAUGUCCAUUAUUUCUAGAAUAAUACUGGAUGAAUUUUCUACAUUUCAAGUCGAUAGCAUCACAACUACACUAAGCACCUUGUUUGAAGCCUGCCGCUAAUUUAUUGGCUUCCUUGAUUAUUGUUACGUGUGUUUCUUGUUA
Molecule: messenger RNA, 5226 nt
Organism: Olea europaea var. sylvestris
Lineage: Eukaryota; Viridiplantae; Streptophyta; Magnoliopsida; Lamiales; Oleaceae
Product: ABC transporter C family member 3-like
Exons: 10
Coding region: 189-4727 (1512 amino acids)
Biological process (GO): transmembrane transport
Cellular component (GO): vacuolar membrane; plant-type vacuole
Molecular function (GO): ABC-type transporter activity; ATP binding; ATP hydrolysis activity
Source: RefSeq, a predicted model, not a curated record